Aspergillus alliaceus is the source of this 1581-nucleotide messenger RNA. RefSeq names its product MFS transporter. Bases 1 to 1581 code for a protein of 526 amino acids. Gene Ontology annotation, molecular function: transmembrane transporter activity. The transcript has 4 exons. NCBI's taxonomy places the organism in Eukaryota, Fungi, Ascomycota, Eurotiomycetes, Eurotiales, Aspergillaceae. Gene Ontology annotation, biological process: transmembrane transport. The record is from RefSeq and is a predicted model, not a curated record.
AUGGAGUCACUACUUCAAUCUAGAAGGAUUCACCAAGCGGUUGCCCAAGAACUAGCUGGGUGUGAGAAACAGUGCACCUGCGGUGGUGAACAUGGGACAAGUAACCAACAUGUUGCCCUCCAGCUUCCCUCCAUGCCACCACCAUAUUCCGAUGUCUCCAGCGAUGAGACGUCGUGUGAUUCAGUAAUCCACGUUGGAUGGGCAGGUCCAGAUGAUAAACUCAAUCCCGUGAACUGGAGUGUUGCACGAAAGGUAUUCAUGACGGUCCUUGUCUCUCUGAUUGGGGUCUGUGUCACCGCGGCUUCAACCAUUGAUGCUGCAGGGGUAUCCCAGUACAUCGAGGAAUUCAAUACUUCGGAAGUCGUGGGGUCUCUGACAACAGCCCUGUUUUUGAUCGGGUUUGCUUUCGGUUCCUUGGUCUCAGCUCCCUUUUCAGAAACUUUCGGCCGCAAUGUUGUGUACAUUUCAACCAUGGUUCUGUUUCUCCUGUUUAUCAUGGCAGCUGCCUUGGCACCUAAUCUUCCGAGUCACCUUGUGUUUCGCUUCAUUGCUGGGUUCUUCGGCUCCACGCCCCUUAGCUGCGCCGGUGGGACAGUUGCAGAUCUGUGGGAUCCAGUACAAAAGACAUAUGCAUUUAUUAUAUACGCCAUUCCCGCGUUAGGUGGUGCCAUCCUUGGACAGAUGAUCGGGAGCUUCAUUCCAUCCACUCUCGGAUGGCGUUGGCUGGAAUGGAUCAUCCUGAUACUGGGAGGCGCUGUGCUGGUGGCAGUGGCCCUCCUACAGCCCGAGACAUACGGAGGCCUUUUGCUACAAUGGAAAGCGUCCGCCCUCCGUAAGCAAACCGGAGAUUCGCGGUACAACGCGCCUAUGGAAUUGAGAUCAGAGACCUUGCAACGGCGAAUAGUUAUUGCGAUCUAUAGGCCUUUUGCGUGGCCUUACUCGGAACCGAUUAUUAUCCUGAUAUCCCUCUAUCUUACGGUUAUUUUUAUCAUCCUAUUCACAUUCCUGGAAGGCUACAGAUUUAUCUUCGGAGAGACAUACGGACUUUCACAGGGACUUACUAGCAUGGCCUGGUGUGGGAUAUUCGUCGGAAUGGUCCUAGUCUGUCUAAUUGUCCCAGUCAUAUACUCAUGGACCCGCAAAGAAUACGCCGAAACGGCCCGGAUCCGACCAGAGACUCGACUGUGGUAUGCCAUGCUCGGUGGUGGUCCUGCAGUCCCAAUAGGUCUCUUCUGGAUGGGAUGGACUGCCCACCCUUCAAUCAGCGUCUGGUCCCCUCUCGCUGCGUCCGUAGUAUUCGGCUACGGUGUAACCACCAUCUUCAUCAGCGCAAAUAUGUAUAUCAUUGACACGUAUAAUGUAUACUCCGCUUCCGCUUUAGGAUUUACGGUAUUCGCGCGAUACUUGGUCUCAGGUGGAGUUCUGGUGGCUGGAAGCACAAUCUACAAGAGAUAUGGCACCCACUAUACACUCACUGUCUUGGGUGCUAUCAGUGCUGUGAUGGCAGUUAUCCCAUACCUGCUGUACUACUAUGGGCCGCGUUUACGGAAGAGGAGCAAGCAUGCCGUUCUAAAAGACUGA